Iphiclides podalirius (scarce swallowtail) is the source of this 3348-nucleotide messenger RNA. The record is from the annotation of a GenBank genome assembly. NCBI's taxonomy places the organism in Eukaryota, Metazoa, Arthropoda, Insecta, Lepidoptera, Papilionidae.
AUGGAUGUGCGUUGUUCCGUAUUCAAACUUUUACUCUUCCUAAUGCUGGUGGUGAGGUGUGGCGCGAAACAUAUAAUAACGCGUCACGUGCAUAGGGUAAACCACUUGGACGAUGACGAAAUCCAAGACAGCAUAAGAAAAACAAUCCAUACGGGUUUAUACUCGCACAAGCAUCUGGACACGUCACAAGUGCAAGUGGCUGUCCCGCUGCGGGUGGCGCAUGAUGGCACGCUGGUCUCCCGUUCGGUGGACCACUCGCACGAACACGGCCACGCGCGGGCGCGUCGCGAUCUCCACCAGCGCGAACACCAGCUCCCACACAUGCUGCACUACAACCUGACCGUCGACGGCCGAGAGCUCAGGCUUGACCUAAGGCCUUCGGUGACGUUCAUGACACCGGCUAUGGUGGUGGAGCGGCACAGUGCUGGUGGGCGCACCCGUCAGAGGCCGCAAGCUGCUGCCACGUCCUGCCACUACACGGGCACAAUUCGAGGCCAACCGGCAUCCAGCAUAGCUCUCUCCGCCUGCGACGGACUGGCAGGCCUUUUACGGACGGAGCACGGAGAGUACUGGAUCGAGCCAUCCAAUCAAGUUCCCACCGACAUUUCUGCUGGCCGACCGCACGUAAUAUUUAAGCGGUCGGCCGUGGACAAAGUCAAAGCAUUUCAGCGAGCGAAGAGAGAAGUCGAUAGCAGAUCUAACUCGAAUCUUUCCCACGCGGGACCUAAUAACGCAAACAAGUACGCAGGUACGAAAAGAAACCGUAGUAGCAAAGAAGCUAUGGACAAGCGCAGACGGGAAUAUCUAGAAGAAAGACGGAAGCGCUUAGAGGCAAUGAGGCUUAAUCCCACUGAAUAUAGGAGGCACCAAGCGAGGCUACGAAUGGAACAAAGACGAAUACAAUCGAAUUCAAGGAGUAAUUCUGUUGAGACAAGUAAUUCAUACGAACUGUCACAGUCGAAAAGCAAGAGCCGUGAAAAGGUCUUAGGAGGACUAAGGCGCAUUAGGAAUAGACGACGGCGGCGCAAGAGAUCGAAAAAUUGUGCAACAAAACAACCUCCGUACCAGUGGAAGACAAAGAACAUUCACGACCAUAACAUAAAUUCGAACGAUUACAAGAAUAUGAACAGUCGCCGAAAUAUGGAAUAUCAUAGAAUGCGGGGAAGACGGGACGGUACGAGACGGUCUACUCGUUCGGUAAGCAGGCCGCGACAUGUCGAAGUGCUGCUGGUUGCUGACAAAUCCAUGACAGAGUUCCACGACCAGGGCAACUUGGAGACCUAUCUCCUGACCAUAAUGAACAUGGUAUCAUCUUUAUACAUGGACCCGUCCAUUGGAAACUACAUCAAAGUUGUCGUCGUUAAAAUCAUAUUAGUCGAGGAAAUGCACGCGGCUCCGGAUCUUGAAGUUUCGACCAACGCUGACACCACUCUAGUAUCGUUCUGCCGUUGGCAGCAGCAAUUGAACCCCGACGACGACAAAAACCCGCAUCAUCACGACGUCGCUAUAUUGGUCACUAGGCAAGACAUCUGCAGCCAACACGAUACUCCUUGUAGCACGCUGGGCGUGGCACACGUGGCAGGGAUGUGCAAGCCGGACCGCAGCUGCUCCGUCAACGAGGACAAUGGCAUCAUGCUGGCCCAUACCAUCACGCAUGAGCUUGGCCACAACUUUGGUUUGUAUCACGAUACGGAGAAGAUCGGCUGCCACCGGCGCGAGGGUUCCACGCUGCACAUCAUGACGCCCAUCUUCGAAGCAGACACCGUCCAAGUCGCUUGGUCGCGAUGCAGCAAGCGUGACGUCACCAACUUCCUCGAUGCUGGCUUAGGUGAGUGCCUUAGCGACACACCAUCGCAACGAGAGUACGUGUAUCCCGAAGUUCCGGCUGGUGUUACAUUUGACGCCGCCACGCAAUGCCACCUGCAAUUCGGCGCCGAGGCAGUGGUGUGUGCGAAACCGACUGAACUGUGCGAGCAUCUGUGGUGCUUGGUCAACAACACUUGCAAAACUAUGUUGCGCCCCGCCGCACCUGGGACGACCUGCGGCGUCGACAUGUGGUGUCAGAACCAGACGUGCGUGGCGCGCAGCCCGUCGCCGGUGCCUCGGGACGGCGGCUGGGGCCCGUGGAGCGAGUGGAGCGAGUGCUCUCGCACGUGCGGCGCCGGGGUGUCCACGCAGUCGCGCGAGUGCAACCAGCCCGAGCCCCUGAACAACGGCAAUUACUGCAUCGGCGACAGGAGUCGGUACAAAGUGUGCAACACGGAUCCGUGCCCUAUCAACGAGCCGACAUUCAGGGAGGUGCAGUGCGCCAAGUACAACAAUAUGACGUACAACAACGACACCAUCACGGAAUGGAUACCCUAUUUCGAUCAAGACAAACCUUGCGAACUGCAGUGCGUGCCGCGCAACCGUAACGAUGUGGAGAUGCUGGGCGGAUUCGUUGCUGACGGCACUCCUUGCAAACAGAAUCUUGGCGCCAGAGACAUGUGUAUAUCAGGGGUCUGCUACAAGGUCGGCUGCGACUGGAUCGUUGACUCCGAGCUGGAGGAGGAUGCGUGCGGCGUUUGCGGCGGGAACGGCUCAGCGUGCAAAACGGUGCUGGGCAUUUACAACAAGGACACUACGAGACAAUCAGGCUUUAGUGAGGUUGCAGUUAUACCGGCUGGGUCGAGGAACGUGAAAAUUCAGGAGAAAGUCAGCCCAGGCAAUUACAUUUCGAUAAGAAGCGCUAAAUCCAGACGAAUGUAUCUUACAGGAGCUCGAAACGCCACUGUAUCGGAGUACUUCGUGGCGGGAGCCCCGGCGAUCUACGAGAGAGAUCGAGACUGGGAGAAAGUGCGAAUCAGCGGACCUCUCGCCGAAGAUAUAAAAGUAUUUCAACGUAUCUUCGGCGGCAAGCACCGCAACCCGGGCGUCACGUACCAGUACACGGUGGACAGGCAGCGGCUGCGGCGGCGCUUCUCGUACCGCGUGUCCGAUUGGUCCGCGUGCUCCGUCACCUGCGGCGACGGCUACAUGCACAGACACUUCGAGUGCGUCGACGACCACAACCGCGUGGUGGAGCAGUCGCAGUGUUACCAUAUCGAGCCGCCGCGGCACGAGGCGCUGAUGCAGCAGUGUGGCGCCGCGGCCUGUGAGCCCCCCCCUCCUCAGCCCGCGCGCACGCACUGGUGGGUCGGUGCCUGGAACCCGUGCUCCACCCCGUGCCACAUGCCGGGCGAGGAGGCCACGAAACAAAGGAGUGUUUACUGCGUUGACAAGUUAACAAACAAUGUCAUACAAGAUUCCUCAUGCGAGAUGGCUAUUAGACCCAUAAGUAUUAUUAAAUGUGCAGAUGUACCGGCUUGC